GAGAAAGAAAAGGUUUGGAGUGUCUUUGGGAGAGGGGAACGAGGGGGGAACCCCCCAGUUUAUGGGGAGAAAUAUCUAACCUGCUAACGUUAUGUGUUUCAGACAGAACGCUGGUAAUGGUUGGGUGUUUGUUUCGGGUUGAUGUCAAAGUAUUUCCUCUUUCUGUUUUGCUUCGUGUUAUGCUGAACUUACCAUAACUUUACAUCUUACGUAUAGACGUUAUGGAUAAAAUUCACCUGAGUGUCACAGCUGUGCUGCUCCUUUACUUUAAUCAUCCUGGAUCAGCGGGAACCAAGUCACAGCAGCUUCUUAAUACACAUCACCGUACAGACUGCUGGGGGGAUGCAAAGAUCGUAGUGAAUUGCUCUUUGAUGGGACUAGCUGCUGUUCCAGAAGAUAUAUCACUAACAGCGGUAACAGCCGAUUUCAGUUACAAUAACAUCAAAACUUUUCUGUGCUCCACUGGGAGAAAUGAAGACUGGAUGCUGAAACAUCUGAAUCUCAGUAACAACCUCAUGUCUGAAGUCUCCAUAACUGCUUUUAGAAGUUUACCAAUGUUGGAAACUCUAAACCUCAAUGGUAACUCCAUCAGCACCCUCACACUGGACCCACCUACACCUAAAACGUGUGGAGAAAUCCACCAUUUCCUGCCUGCUUUGAAAGUACUGUCAGCCGAAGGGAAUAACCUCCAUGCAGUUCCAACAGGGCUGGGACUGCUGCAGUCUCUGCAAACUGUCCACUUGGCAUUCAAUGACAUACUGCAGAUCGACCAGAAUGAUUUCCACAACUGUUCGCAGCUGAAACAUAUCUACCUGCAGAACAACAAGAUAGCAAACAUCCAUCUCGCCGCCUUCAAGGAUCUCAACAAACUACAGGUCGUGGAUCUCCGUGAAAACCCUCUGGCAACCAUUCUACCCCACCUAUUAAUCAAUAUGAACAUUUUUCAACUCCAAGUGGAUUUGUUCAACAGCUCCUGGAUAUGUAACUGCAGACUUCAUGCUUUCAAACAUUCACUCCGUUUUCUUUCUGCCUCCAUGAUUAAAAAGCUGAUGACCUCAUGCAGUAAAUCUGCCACCAGCUCACAGAAGCCUCUGCUGUAUCUUUCAAGUUUCCACCUGAACUGCAGUGACAGCGUUUUGUUCAGGACAGUCGUGGUCCCACCGAGGGAGACAUCAGUGCUGCGCUGCGGCGUGGGUAACACACAGGGUAACAGAGUCUCUUGGUGGGCACCUAAAGGCCAAAUUUCAGAGGAAAACAGUCUUCCUCAUCUGACACUGGAUAACAUUAAUAAUUUAGUAAUACACAAUGCUGAGAAAAGCGAUGAAGGCUUAUACAUGUGUACUUUGAACACAACAAGGAAGAAGUAUCUCAUCUACAAUGUACAGGUGAAAGAAAGGACUCCAGCUUCUCUGGUUAGAAAAACUCGGGCCACCAACCCAGGUGUUAGAGCAGGAGGAACGCAGCAGGACCUGACGCUGGCUGUGUGCCUCUCGGUGUUCAUUACAUUCCUCUGUGCCUUCUGCCUGGGCGCCCUGGCCAGGCCCUGCCUCACACGCUUGUGGAUGCGCAUGUGCAAGAACAAAGCCCCUGCUCCAGAACACAUCUACGCUAACCACGCUUUUUCAGAUGAAACCCUGAGCAGAGAGCAAUCCACGAGCAAACCACUGAACACACAGCAUAAUGUGUUUGUUUCUUAUGAGAAUUCUUCAAGAAACACGCAUGCUUCUCCUACAGGAACUGCUCAGUUGUACGAAGAAGUCAUUGGUGGCACCGAACGCACUCCAAGAGCUGAGGAGUUCCCAAAACAAAGCAAUAAUGAGAUUACCAUAAGGAAAAAUACAGUGUCUUCCAACACCAAAACUAAUAGCCAUGAUGCCAUAUACAUAAACACCAGACAGCUUACUGCAAGGGCAGAUUAUGAGAGCAGCGAUGAAGUAACACCGAGGAAAUUGAUGGGGAACAGCUUGUCACCGUGGGAAGACCCAGAGUACACUAACAUCACAGGCUCAGAGCAGAACAGAGUCCCUCCCAUACCCAGCAGAUAUUACACUGGCUCUCAGUCAGUUCACAUGGACCCUGCAGACAAAGAUUUACCCCAUACAGGAGAUGCUGGCUUCCCACCUCCCACAGUACAACCCCAAACCAGUGUGCGAGAUCCCAGGGACAGUGAGGUGGGUAACAGCUCUGGUCAGCAGCAGUCAGAGGCAACACCUGAGUACAAAAGGAACAUUUCACACCAUGAACCUAUAAGCACUACAAGAUUUAUGCCUGGAAGGCAAAGCUAUGAUAGAGAAUUUGGUCUAAAUGGCAACAUAAAUACAAACAGCGAUGUGGGAGAUCAUAUUUUACCCAGUAGCUCCAAGAGAUAUGCAAAUAUUGAGAACUUAAGCGUUCACCAAAAACCUGAGGAUGCUCCUCAUACCGAUCACAGCCAUAAAAGGGAUUGUAGAAAUGAGCGAGGUAAUUUUGCAGAUUUCUUCGGUGACAGUUCUUCAGAUGAAGGGACUCCAUUCACGAUGAGUGACUGCAGCUCCUUAGAAGACUUUGACCUGGAACAACCCAACGUUAGCAGCAAUUUUCCAGCUCCUCUGGCAUCAGUAGAGAAAGCUGACACAAAUGGAACCGGUCAUUUCUCACCGCCGCUGGAAUCCCUGAGUAUUGCUGCAGAACUUCGGCAUAUUGGAAAAAGUGGAGAUAAGCAUGUUGCAUAUUUUGGAACCACCACUGAUUAUGGGUCAGACACCAUCAUGCCUGAAGCAGCAUCAGCUUAUGGCACCGAAGGCAGCGAUCAUGUAAGAAUGUCAGGUUCAGAUUCAAUUAGUUCAAGCCCUGAAGUUCCUGAUGCAUUUGACUAUUAUAGCAAAGAGCCAACAGCACAAAACCCAGUUUCUGAUUCUCCCUACAAGCACAACACAGAUUUCAGCAAUACAUCACUUUCAUUAGAACAUUCUCCUACAUACACAACAGAUACCAAAAAUACUCCUGAAGAUGCUGAGCUGCAGCCACAUCAGUUUUCCUUUCAACCACAGUCCCUCCUCAGACACAGCCCCACAGAACAGAAGGAACAGGCACCAGAGGAACGCACAGAGCAGCUCACAGAUGAGAGCUCCUCUGAAAGCGACCAUGGGGAAGGGGACACUGCUCUGCCAUGGAACACAAACACAUCUGAGAACCAUCAUUUUGUUUGUACUCUUCUUGACACUGGUUUGAAUGCAACUGUUACUAAAGCACCUCUCCUGCAUGCCAGCACAGCCCGCAACAAAUCACUUCAUCCAUCCCUACCUGAAAGCGCAACUGAAAAACCUUCUACGGUUAUUAUGGAGAAAGAGUCAUUACCACAGGCUGAGCACAUUAAUUCAGCUAGGACUCAUGAAGAUAAAACAGAAAGAGGUUUCAGUGAAGAAUGUGAUGAAUACAGGGAAUCACAGGGCAGCAGCAACUGCAGCUCUCCUGACGAAAUGCCAUCGUGCAGCAUUAUAACAAAAUUGCACCUUGAAUCUCCUGGGAAAACACAGUCAGUCUUCAACACAGAAAGUUAUUUCCAGUUGGAUCCAAGUGAAGAGAACGUGUACUCCUCACCAGUCCCACCCAGCACACAGCGCAGCUCAGGUCUGUUCCCACAGAAGACAGCAGGAAACAAAACCUUCCCAACAACUGAUCCCAGUGAGCUGGAGGGAGACACAUCUUGGACAGCAUCAGAGAACAGCUCUACAACAGCUUCCAGCCUCCCAGAUUCCAGUGAAAGACGCUGUCAAAGGCCUCAGACCAGUUUAGGACAGAGCCAGCUUUUCAUUAAGAAGAAAAGAGCAUUUGAUGGAUUUGCAAAUAUUUUGCAAAGUAGGAGAGCAGACUCUGAUGAUUGAGACACAGCAGUGCAUUGCUGACCUCCUACAGGUGCAAAGUGGCUGCAUCUCAGAAUGAAGUUGGGGGGUUUUCUGCUCAUUUUUGCUCAGUACAGCUAUCUGCCUUUAACUUCAGAAAUGCAGGUUAUGGAACCAGACCUGACCUGUGUGAUGUGUAAAGUGUGGAUUAACCUAAUUCAGAAAAAAAACUCAGGCUGAUACAGAUAUUUGUGUACAUACAAGUCAGAUACCACAGACAUGUACCUGCAACUCUAGGAUACCUGAAUGAGUAAACUCAGUAGUUAUGUUUGCUAAUAAACCUUUUGCUGAGGUCUAGUAAUAUACUUGCUUACUGUUGGUACUGAGAUAUGAGUUUCCUUUACAUUUUCUAACACACACUGGUUUAUUUGUCAAAAAUAAAUGUAACACUGAAAUUAUUAUUA
Messenger RNA from Coturnix japonica (Japanese quail), 4285 nucleotides. It is a transcript of the gene LRRC66, whose product is annotated as leucine rich repeat containing 66. Gene Ontology annotation, cellular component: plasma membrane. The record is from RefSeq and is a predicted model, not a curated record. Gene Ontology annotation, molecular function: protein binding; signaling receptor activity. NCBI's taxonomy places the organism in Eukaryota, Metazoa, Chordata, Aves, Galliformes, Phasianidae. Gene Ontology annotation, biological process: signal transduction.